CAGUGGUGAUACAUUUUUCGACAUUCAUUAUUGUUAAAGUAUUUGGGUAUUGCGUUUGUGCGACGACCGCAAAGAAAUAUAAAUAAAGAAAAUUUAAAUAGUUUUUUGAUUAACAGCCGGGCCAGUUAGUGCCAGUGAAAACAACGAAUUCCAGCAAAUAUGGCGUUAAAAGUUUUGGUCGGCCAGAAGAUCAUGAACGAGGUGGUGAAGUACAAGCCGCCGCCACCGAAGAAAGCGGGCGCUGCAGCUGCUCCAAAGGCAGCCGGCGCAGGUGGCAUCGAGUGGCGUGUGCUUGUGGUGGAUAAGCUGGGCAUGCGCAUGGUCUCCGCCUGCACCAAGAUGCACGAGAUUAGCGCCGAGGGCAUAACAUUGGUGGAGGAUAUCCACAAGAAGCGCGAGCCGCUGCCCACAAUGGAUGCCAUCUACUUGAUAACACCAUCGGAUGAGUCUGUGCGCUCCCUGAUUCGCGACUUUGAGAAUCCGGCGCGUCCCAUGUACCGUUACGCGCACGUCUUCUUCACCGAGGCGAUACCGCCCCGCAUAUUCGAAAUGCUGCAAUCGCACAAAGACAUUUGUCGACGCUAUGUGCGCACCUGCAAAGAGAUCAAUAUUGCCUUUUUGGCCUAUGAAGCACAGGUCUUCUCGCUGGACUCGCCGGACACGUUCCAAUGUCUCUACUCGCCGGCAUUCGCCUCGAUACGCGGCAAGCACAUCGAGCGCAUUGCCGAGCAGAUCGCAACGCUGUGCGCCACGCUGGGCGAGUACCCGAACGUGCGCUAUCGCAGCGACUGGGAUCGCAACAUCGAUCUGGCUGCCUCGGUGCAGCAGAAGUUGGAUGCCUACAAGGCCGAUGAGCCGACAAUGGGCGAGGGCCCGGAGAAGGCCCGUUCGCAGCUGUUGAUUCUGGAUCGCGGCUUUGAUUGCGUGUCGCCGUUGCUGCACGAGCUAACGCUCCAGGCGAUGGCCUAUGAUCUGUUGCCCAUUGUGAAUGAUGUGUACCGUUAUACGCCCGGUCCCAACCAGCCGGACAAGGAGGUGCUGCUCGACGAGAACGAUGACCUGUGGGUGGAGCUGCGUCACGAGCACAUUGCCGUUGUCUCCACACAGGUCACACAGAACCUCAAGAAGUUUACCGAUUCCAAGCGCAUGAGUUCCGCUGACAAGUCGUCGAUGCGCGAUCUAUCGCAGAUGAUCAAGAAGAUGCCGCAGUAUCAGAAGGAGCUGUCCAAGUAUUCAACCCAUUUGCAUCUGGCCGAGGAUUGCAUGAAAUCGUAUCAGAACUAUGUGGACAAGUUGUGCCGCGUCGAACAGGAUCUGGCCAUGGGCACUGAUGCCGAGGGCGAGAAAAUCAAGGAUCACAUGCGCAACAUUGUGCCCAUUUUGCUAGAUGCGAACGUGUCCAACUACGAUAAGGUGCGCAUCAUUUCGCUCUAUGUGAUGAUCAAGAACGGCAUCUCCGAGGAGAACCUGACCAAGCUGUUUACACACGCACAGCUGUCCACCAAGGAUCAGGACAUGGUGCGCAAUCUCAGCUAUCUGGGCAUCAAUGUCAUUGCCGAUUCACGAAAGAAGAUCUACUCGGUGCCACGCAAGGAGCGCAUCACUGAGAGCACCUAUCAAAUGUCGCGCUGGACGCCAGUCAUCAAGGACAUUAUGGAGGAUUGCAUUGAGGAUAAGCUGGAUCAGCGUCAUUUCCCGUUCCUCGAGGGACGCGCCCAGAAUACCAAUUACCAUGCACCGACUAGCGCACGCUAUGGCCACUGGCACAAGGAUAAGGCACAGACGCAGGUUAAGAAUGUGCCACGCCUCAUCAUCUUCAUAGUGGGCGGCGUGAGCAUGUCGGAAAUGCGUUGCGCCUAUGAGGUGACCAACUCGGUGCGCAACUGGGAGGUGCUAGUCGGCUCCUCGCACGUUCUCUCGCCCGAAAUCUUUCUCAGCGAUCUGGGCAGCCUCUCCAAGGAGGAUUAGAUACAGUGAAGCAUCUAGAAAUUAAAGCAUAUAAAACACAACUCAAACACAACUAUGCUUACUACAUCUAGCCAGCCCUGUAAUUUGUUAUUCGAUAUAUCUAUAUCUAUAUAUAUACAUAUGCAUAUAUAUAUAUAUAUAUAUAUAUGUUUGUUGUCGAGUCUUUAGUUUCUAAAAAUUGUGUAGGAAGAUGCAUAUGGAGCAUCUGUUCAUUGAUCACCCUACAGUAGACAUACAUUAUGUGCACCUCUUAACUAACUAACCCACAAAACGAAAGAACAAUACAACAAAAUUAUAUACUAUAUACGAUAUAUACAUCUAUAUUAAUGUGCAGUCCAAUAUGUAAUGGAAAAGCGUUAACUUACUUCUAUGUAUAACACCCUAUUAUCGCACUAUAUACCCAUAAUUGUAUAAUGGAUAAUAUGUGAAUUCGUAACCUAUGAAAUUAUACAUCCACAUAUAUUUAUAUAUUUUUCAACAAUGUAUUUAUGUGUGUACACAAUGUUUACUAAUUAUUUAUGAUAGUUCAAUGAUUAUAAACAAAUUUAAAAAUCAAUUAUGUACCCUGACAACGUUAACACUUGAAUGGAAAGUUAAAGCGAAAACUGUUUGUUGUUUAUGUACAUCACAAUUUGACGAAUUAGUAAAAUGUAGUUAUGCUAAAAUUGUAAUUCAGUUACAUACAUAUAAAUCCAAACACAUGUUAUAUACGUAUAUUAACUCUGCGAGCAGAUUCUUACAAAAAAUCCCACUUUUAAAACCCACAUAACAGAAAAAUGUUAAGCAUAUGUUAAAUGAGUUUUUAGCGGCAAACGUUUAUCGAUUUAUCGAAAUGUAAUUAUAAUUACUCAACUUUUAAUUCGAACUAGCACCGUAAUAUAAAACAAACACACACAGCGACUCAUCCACACACACACACAUAAAUAAACUUGGCUCAGAUACAACGCAAAGCGCGCCGCCGUGGUGAAACUUGUGAUUCAAAUUUUGUAGCGUAACGCCCAUAAAGAAGAGAAACGAGAAAAAGAAUAACCAAAAAUGAAGAACUAACAUUGAAAAGCAAUAUUUAAAACUUGCAGUUACAGAAUAAAUAUAUAUAUAUAUAUAUAUAGUCUUUCAAUUGAAACAAAUUUUGUGCGCCUUCCACAACUCGAACUACGUGUAUUCCAAGUCAAAUGCAAAAAAAAAACAAAAAAACAAAAACUUAAACUUAACAUUUUUGAAGAAAUACUUUUUUGAAAUACUUGCAAAAAGCUUUAAAUAACAUGUUAUACAUAUAAAAAUAGCUAUAACGAAGGCAAUGUUAAACGAUAACUAUUUAUACAAUACAUAUACAAGACAUUAUAUUGAUACUUACCAAUUACCAUAUGCAUACAUAUUUAUGUAUGUAUAUGCUUACUUAUACCAAUCCAAUACUUAAUCCUGCGAAUGCGAACGCAUUCUUAUUGGCAAAGUAGCGACAAAUUGCAUUUACUCCAGUUCCAGUUCCAGUUCCAGUUCCAAUACAACCAUACCGCAAUGCUACAAUAUUCAUUCGAUCCAAUAACCGUAGUAUCUGUACGUACAUACACACGCACGCACACACAUGCAUGCGUUUGUGUGUGUGUGUGUGUGUGUGUGAAUGCAAUUUCAAACCAAAUGCAUUUUUAUCAUAUUUUUCUUUAAUGGUUUUGUAUAAUUAACAAAUAUUUAUUAUUCUAUAAUAUCGUUUGAAAGUAUUAUAUGUUUCUCUCUUUCUCUCUCUCUUUUCAUUUCACCUAUUAAUAGUUAACAUUUGUUAUUAUGUAAUAAAAUCAAAAACUUGAUUUAUUUUUUA
Drosophila montana is the source of this 3781-nucleotide messenger RNA. RefSeq names its product Syntaxin-binding protein Rop (gene Rop). The record is from RefSeq and is a predicted model, not a curated record. Gene Ontology annotation, cellular component: plasma membrane; secretory granule. The coding region runs from base 160 to 1968 and encodes 602 amino acids. Gene Ontology annotation, biological process: vesicle-mediated transport; intracellular protein transport; neurotransmitter secretion. Gene Ontology annotation, molecular function: syntaxin binding. The transcript has 8 exons. NCBI's taxonomy places the organism in Eukaryota, Metazoa, Arthropoda, Insecta, Diptera, Drosophilidae.